UUAAGUGGCUCGUUAUGGAUCGAAACGUCCACCGCGAACGUUGUUUGUGUCCAAUAUUUAGUACCUCUCCAAUCGUGAUGCAACCCGACCAACGAAAUAACCGACACGGUUUAUCGACCACAGAACCGGUGGAGCAAUUCGUUUUCGGUUUCAGAUUUCUAUCCUGGUUCAGGCAGCACUUGAAGGAGCUAUGCAAUGCAACCGCAUUGCACGGGUACAGCCAGAUUGUCCGAGACGGUUAUGGGCCAUUGGAGAGAUCCUUGUGGAUUGUUGCGGUUAGUCUGUCUUCUAUAACGGUGACUUCGCUGCUUUGGAUAGCCUGGAAUAUGAGCGCUCAGCAUCGUGUCCUAACCGUUAUCGAAAGCACGAACUAUCCCGUGUGGAAUAUUCCGUUUCCGGCGGUUACUAUUUGCAAUCUGAACAAAAUAUCCGCCAAUCGAUCGUUGGAAAAGGCGAAAACGAUGAUUCGACCAGAUAAUGUGAGUGUGGAACAGCUAGCGAAUCAAUUCGGUUUAUUGUUCCAGGCCAACGGAUUGACAGAAAGUGAUGAAAAUGAAUACAUGAAAUUGCGUCGAACUUUACUGUUGAAUAAUUUGGAGGCAUCUCAGAUGAUCGUGGAACUGACGCCAAGUUGUUCCAGCUUGUUGGCGCGUUGCUUGUGGAAGGGAGCUUCAUGGGGAUGUGAUGAACUAUUUCAAACCGUUCACAGUGGUGAAGGAUUAUGUUGUGCCUUCAAUUACCAUGGAAUCGAAAGCAGUGCUGUGAAUAUUUCAAUUGAGUCGAGAAGAUUGGCAACCAGCGACCCUAAAAUAGGACUUUCAUUGAUUCUUGAUCCAAAUAGUGAAGACUAUUAUACCACCGAUAUUGCAACGGUUGGAUUCAAAGUUUUGAUUCAUAGCUCUGUUGAUUAUCCUGAUGAAAGCGCCGAAAUUAAAAUUCUGGCUUCUAACACCGAAGCUUUUGUCAGAAUUCUUCCCAGUGAGACCUAUAUAACAAGUAAUGCCUUAGAACAAGACAUCGCUACUCGGCAUUGUGUAAAUUACAACGAAAUGCGAUUGGGUGUUUUUCGAAAUUAUUCUUUCGUAAAUUGCAUGGCUGAAUGUCGAGCAUCGGAAAUAUUCAGACGCUGUGGAUGCGUCCCGCAUAGCGUCCCCAGCAAUGGAUCCCUUCCGGCUUGCGAGUUGAGGAAUACAAAGUGUCUGCUGGCGAAUACUCAGUAUUUUCACAGUGCAAUGCCCGUGGCUCAUCAAACGGAUGGUACGAUUUUGUCACUCUGCAAUUGUCUCCCAAGUUGUGAUUCGGUACAGUAUUCCGCGGAAAUGAUUUCCAAUCCCCUAAACAGGGCUUAUUCCAACAAUUUUUUCACAUUAUUCAAAGACAUUGAACUGAGGGAUCACAGCGUCUUGCAUAUUUAUUACGAUGAUUUGGUGUCAACUCGAUUCCGAACGGAUAUCCACCAAACAUGGCUGGACAUAUUGUCGUUUAUCGGUGGCAUGCUGGGGCUAUUCCUCGGGUUUAGUAUAAUCACAGGACUUGAAGUGAUUUACUUCUUCACCAUCCGGCUGCUAUUCGAUGUUUUUGUACAAUGAAGAGAGCGAUGAGCGAGCUAAAGCAAUGUCGAUGAAACUUGAAAUGGAAUUGUAUAACGACAGGCGUUUUCAGAUGGCUAAGUUUAGUUUAUCAUGGAAGCACAGACAGGACCGUAUUCACAUGAACAUGUUUUGCGACCCUUUUUUUCAUUGUAAUCAUGUUGCAUCCAUAUUCAACUUGAGCGCGGUCGGAUGAUAUUAUAAAUUAAAAUUAAUAUGAGUAAACUUGAAUGAGGAUUCACCUACAAAGGUAUGAGAAAAUGUAACUAUUUUCAAAUGUAAAAGGUGCGUUCUUCGACUUCGGCGUGUUUUUUUUUUAUAAAGUUGGCUCAUUCAAUGUUUAGUCACUGUGCAUGAUUUGUAAUUCCUGUGCCAACACCCGAAAUUGGUGAAAACAAUUUUAAGAACUUCUCAAGACACGGCCGGAUGUUAUUUCUAAAAUAGCAGCAUAGGAGACUCCUUUACUAUUCAUUGAAAACUAUUUUAAAUUACCAUCAUGGUGAAGUUUCUAUUCACUAUAGACUAGAAUAUCAUCUAAAUCAGCGGUACUGAACCUUUUUUCAUAGGAGCCACGAACACGUGUUAGUCAUGGUGCCGCAGGCCGCAAAAAAAGAUAAAUAAAGAAGGGUGAUGUUCAAGGCACGACCGCACUGUUAACAUAGAACUACGAAAUUAUUACCGGCGAACACAAACAUUGAAGAAAUUUAAUAAUGAAACUCUUUGAUACAAAAAUUUGAUAGCAUCGACAGGGGCAAAUAAAUGCCUUUUUUAUGGUCCCACCUCUUUCCCUGCAAAGGUUUGAGCGGAACGAGUUAUCUUAUUGAUAAUAAUUAUAUUACGGUAUUUAUAUAUUUUUUCAUCAACUAAUCAGUGAGCAAACUAAAUUGAAAAGAAAACGGACUGGUUAUCUCGCAGGCAUAGAUUCCUAAUCGAAAGAACAAUUUAAGCCAUUAUAUGAACGUAUUUAUUCCAUGGCAUGUCGAGGGAAUUUAUAAUCCGGGGAGACCCUAGAACAAUCGGGAAUUGAACCCAAUACCUAUGUCAGUGUUAGCCAAUAAUUUACAAGGGAAUUCCCACUAUAUUAGAUCGCCGACCACGAUGCGAUCGUUCCCGAGUUCAAGCAGCUGAGCAAACCCAAGCCUUACUCUAGCCGAUACUUCAGGCCCAUUACUUAUCUCAAGGCAUGUCAAGAAAAUUUCCAACACGAAAAAAUACUUUACCGAUCAGGAAUUAAACCCAAAACCUAUGUCAGCAUUGGCCUUCAAUUUACAAAGGAAUUCCCGCUUUACUAGAUACCCGACAUCAUUCUGCAAAUGCGAUCGAGACCAGACAGCUGAGCAAACCUAAGCUUAAUUCCAACCAAUACUUUAGGCCCUACAUUCAACCUGGAGUAUAAACGUAUCAACCAGAAUCUGCAAUGAGCUCUGCCACAACACAGCAAAAUCUCGAUAUAAUUAUCUGUUAAGAAGAUGAAUUUACAAGUAUUCCGGUUGAGCUAUCCCUACACCCAAACUAGCGUUGGCAGAAAACAUUUCAUCUUUGACAGAAAAGAUGCCAUUUUGUGUGCAUCUGGGUGAAAUGCGCAAAUAAUGAGCUGUUUUAAAAGCUUAAAGAAAGGUUUGUAUGUAUGCGAGCAGACAUCUCUUUCUGUUUAUUUUCUCAUUUCAUUUGGGAUUGUACAAAAAAAAAAUCAUACGACGUCAAUCGGGAUCAAACCAAGGCCGGAUAUGGAAUGCAAAGCUAUUUCACACGACCACGCUCUCCAUAUAGCUGCCAGUGCUGAUAUAUAAAAGCGUAAUAAUAUUACACCUUAUCAUAAAAUGAAGUUGGAAAGUGUUUUGAGUAAUUCCAAAUGAAAUCGACAAAUGACAAAACAUGAGUAUUUUUGAUUCGAAUGAAAGUGUGUAUUCCAUUUCGGUUAGAGGAAAUAUGAGUUUUCCACAGCAAUUGGGAUUUUUUUGACUGAAGCGUAACUUUUGAAAAGGGCGUAUCGAUUUGAGUAAGAGAAAUCUUUGAUAAUUUAUAUCUCAAAAACUAUGAUUCGUACCGAAAUAGUGUCUUAGAAAGAGUUAUAGAGUAUUGAUGGUUGAAUACGAAAAAAAUGUGCACUGAGAAAAAAAAAUAGUUUUUUUAUUUACAAAAAAAAUAGUAUUUUUUUUAUUUACAAAAAAAAAUAUUUUAAUUUGCAAUAUCCAAAAUAAAUAUUUUUAAAUUAUUUUUUUAAAUUUUUUCAUACAAAAUAGAAGUCAUGCAGAAAAUUUAAAAAACGGGCCCAAGAUGGUAAAACUAUUUUUGACGAAC
This is a messenger RNA of Toxorhynchites rutilus septentrionalis, 3890 nucleotides long. Its product is annotated as sodium channel protein Nach-like. NCBI's taxonomy places the organism in Eukaryota, Metazoa, Arthropoda, Insecta, Diptera, Culicidae. Gene Ontology annotation, cellular component: membrane. The record is from RefSeq and is a predicted model, not a curated record. The coding region runs from base 15 to 1589 and encodes 524 amino acids. Gene Ontology annotation, biological process: sodium ion transmembrane transport. The transcript has 6 exons. Gene Ontology annotation, molecular function: ligand-gated sodium channel activity.